This is a messenger RNA of Plasmodium adleri (nom. inval.), 3372 nucleotides long. Its product is annotated as karyopherin beta. The transcript has a single exon. Gene Ontology annotation, cellular component: cytoplasm; nucleus. The record is from RefSeq and is a predicted model, not a curated record. NCBI's taxonomy places the organism in Eukaryota, Apicomplexa, Aconoidasida, Haemosporida, Plasmodiidae. The coding region runs from base 1 to 3372 and encodes 1123 amino acids. Gene Ontology annotation, molecular function: nuclear import signal receptor activity. Gene Ontology annotation, biological process: protein import into nucleus.
AUGGAUAAAAUUGUAGAAGUUAUUGAAGGAUUAAGCAGCUCUGAGAGUCAUAUAAGAAAUGAAUGUGAAAAUACGUUAAACUAUUAUAAAAAGAAUGAUUUAAAUAAUACAGUAUUAUCAAUAUUGAAAUUAUUAAAAAGCCAUAAAGAUAGUCAAGUUCGAUUACAAUGUGCUAUAUUAAUUAGGAAUAUAUUUCGUGUGUAUAUAAAAUCCACACAUGUGGAUGGAGAAGAAAAAGAAAAAAAUGAGAAUUCAGUUGGAAAUGCAGAAGAAGAGAAUUAUUGGGUAUUAUUACCAGAUAAUUUAAAAAACAUUGUAAAAUCUGAAUUGAUUAGUAAUAUAGGAACUGAAACAGAUAAGAUGGUUAGAAGUAAUAUAUGUAAUAAUAUUAUAGAUUUAUCAUCAAAAUUAUUAUUACAUAAUCAAUGGCCAGAGUUAUUAUCAGUAACAUUUGAAUUUUGUAAUUCUAAUAACGUUGAUGUAUUAAUAAGUGGAUAUAAAAUUCUAGGUGGUAUCUUGAGUUGUAUUCCAGAUGAAUUAGAUGGAAAACAAGAAAUAAUAUCUUCUAUAUGUAUGAAAGGUUUAAAUUCAUCAAAUGUACAAGUACGUGGAGAAUGUAUUAAUUUAAUAUCAUGUAUUGUUGAAGAUAAUAGUUCUUCGUUAGUUAAAAGUGUAAAUGGUUGUAUUCCAUUAAUAUUACAAUCAUUAAGUUUAAUGGCAAAGAAUAGUAGUUCAGAUAUUGCAGUUUUAGAAGAAUGUGAGAAAGUACUUCAAUCUAUUGGUAAAAUGAUUGAUUAUAAUGCCAAAUUUUUUACUAAGCAUAUAACUAGUUUGUGUGAUAUAUUAUUUAGUAUAUGUAUGAAAGAUGAAAAUGAAUUGAAUUAUGAUUUUGAUAAUAGUUUAAAGUCACUAAGUAUUGAAGCUUUAGUUACCAUUCCAGAGCGUCGACCAAAGAUGGCUUUAUCUGUACCCCAUUUUGUAGAUAAGAUUAUACAUUUAUCUAUGUUAUUUAUGCUUGACAUAAAUAAUGAUUGUUUUAAUGAAUGGAUGAAUUCUAUAAAAGAAGGUAAAGAUGAUAGUCAAGAAUUAUAUGAUAUAGGUGAAGAAUCCUUAGAUCGUGUUGGUAAAGCAUUUAGUGAAUUAGAAGAAGCUGAAUUUAUUCAUAUUCUUUUUAAUAAAGUAUCUGAAUUUUUAAUGAAAAAUACAUGGGAACAUAAAUAUGUUGGUAUUAUGGCUAUAGCACAAACUAUUGAAUAUUUACCAGAAGAUGAAAUUGAAGAACAAUUAGAACAUGUUAUAAAAAUGUUGUUACAAAUAUUAGUUGAUCAAGAUGUUAGAGUACGUUAUGCAGCUUGUCAAGCUAUUGGUCAAAUCUCUUUAGAUCAUCAACCAUAUGUACAGAAAGAAUUUUUCUCAGAAAUUUUAUCUGCAUUAAUUAAUACUAUGAAUGAUGUACAUUUAAGAGUUCAAUCACAUGCAACAGCAGCAUUUGUAAAUUAUGCUGAAGAAUUAGAUAAAAUGGCUUUAUUACCAUAUGCUGAUAUUAUUAUAGAUAUUUUAUUACAAAAAUUGAAUUCUUCAAAUUAUUUAUUAGUACGAGAACAAGCUGUUACUGCUAUAGCAGUUAUUGCCGGUGUUAUUGAAGAAGACUUUUUAAAAUAUUAUUCUACCGUCGUACCUAUGAUGAAAGAUAUUAUUCAAAAGGCUGUUUCAGAAGAAGAAAGAACAUGUAGAGGUAAAGCUAUUGAAUGUAUAUCAAUUAUUGGUUUAUCAGUUGGUAAAGAAAUUUUUAUUGAAGAUGCUAAAGAAUGUAUGAAUGCUUUAUUACAAAUUAGUAGUACAAAAAUGGAUCCUGAUGAUACUGUUAAAGAAUAUAUUCAAGAAGCUAUUGGUCGUAUAUGUAGAGCAUUAGGUAAUGACUUCUAUCCAUAUCUAAGUAGUAUAGUACCAACCAUAUUAUCUGUCCUUUCAGUUUUGCCUAAACCAUUAACAGAUGAUGAAGAAGAUUUAACUAUAACUAUGGUAUCUAAUGGACAAUAUGUAGGAUUGAAAACAUCUUUAUUAGAAGAUCAAGAAAAAGCUUUAGAUUUAUUAAUUAUUAUUAUUGAAGUAUUAAAAGAAAAUUAUAAGGAUUACAUUCAAGCAACAGCUACAGCUGUAUUGCCAAUGUUAAAUUAUGAAUUGUCAGAUGAAAUAAAACAAAAGGCAUUAACAGCUGUUAGUGAAUUAAUUGAAUCUGCAAGAAUAUUAUCUGAAAAGACCGAUAAUGAUAAAUCCAUGUUAUUAGCCAUAUUAACAGCAGCAGCAGAGAAAGUAUUAAAAAGUUUAUUAGAAACAAAAUUAGAUGAUAAUUAUGAAUAUAUAUUAGAUGUGAUGAUAAUUGAAUCUCAUGGAUUAUAUAUGUGUUUACAAAAAGCGGGUUCUAGUGUAUUGCCAGAAAAUACUUUAAAAUUAUUUUUUAAUCAAAUCUUUGCCUUAUUACAAUAUUCAACAGAUAGAAGGGUAGUAUAUAAUCAGAAAAAGAAUAAUGAUGACGUAGAUGAGGAUGAAUUAUUAAUAAUAGAUAGAGAAGAGGAAUUAGAACAGAAUUAUCGAACUAAUUUAUUAGAUAUAUUAGGAGUAUUAAUUAAAUAUCAUCCAACACAAUUCUUAAAUACAUGUUGUGAAUUAUGUAUUGGAUUUAUUAAUAAUUAUAUGAAUUCUCCAAAUUCAGAAGAUGUAGCAUUAGCAUUAUAUGUAUGUGAUGAUUUAUUAGAAUUUUUACAAGAAAAGAGUAUAAAUUUAUGGGACUUUUUCAUGAACCCAUUAUUAUUAAAUAUUAAUCAUGCAGAUGACAAAGUAAAACAAGCAGCAUGUUAUGGUGUUAUACAAGCAACAAAAAUUGAAGCAUUUGGAAAGUAUGCAAAUAUAGCAGUAGAAUAUUUAUUAAAAUUAAUACAUGAAAAUACAUCAAAUAAAAAACCAAAAGAACAUAUCUCAGCUAUUGAUAAUGCUGUAGCAGCCUUAGGUGAUGUUGUUUUAAUGCAUACAUCAAAAUUUAAUAAUGCAGAAGAUCUAAUAAAAGUAUGGUUAAAUCAUUUACCAAUAAAAGAAGAUGAUGCAGAAGGUAGAAGAGUACAUAAAAAUCUUAUAGAUCUAGUUUCACAAAAUCAUCCUCUUUUAUUUGGAAAAGAUAAUUCUAAUACAUCUAAAAUUAUUGAAAUAUUCUUAACAAUAUAUGAAACUGAUUUUUCAGAUAGUGACUGUAACAAAAAAAUAUCUACACUCAUCAAUUCAUUGGAUAAAUCAUAUCUAAAUAAUUUAGCUUCUUCAACUUUGUCACAUAAGCAAGCCAAAAAAUUGAACAACAUUUUGAAUCCAAACAGAAAAUAA